Molecule: messenger RNA, 1095 nt
Organism: Zingiber officinale
Lineage: Eukaryota; Viridiplantae; Streptophyta; Magnoliopsida; Zingiberales; Zingiberaceae
Product: protein CYCLOPS-like
Exons: 10
Coding region: 1-1095 (364 amino acids)
Biological process (GO): arbuscular mycorrhizal association
Cellular component (GO): nucleus
Molecular function (GO): sequence-specific DNA binding
Source: RefSeq, a predicted model, not a curated record
AUGGAGAUGCUAGGAUACAGGACUGCAUUGCAAAUCUGUAGAGAAGACAGUGAGGAGCUCUUUACCGCAUGGCUGAUGAAUGGAGAGAUAGUGAUUCUAUCACAAGGGAGGAGGUAUGUUGCCAUGCAAAACCAGAUGCAAGCUAUUAUAGAGUCUCAAAAUAACAGCACAAUACUAGGUGUUGCAAAAGGACCGACAAUGCUUAGAAAUGAAUUCUGCGAUGCGUCCAUGGUUGAAACUGGCACUCAUGUUCAGACGUUUAUGUCUCUCUCCGAUUCAGCUACUUCUCCUUUUGAUACUCUUUCAGUGGCAGCAGUAGACCCAAAUUCUUCUGCUGUCAGCAUACUCAAUGGCUCACUGAAAAAUAAAAGGCUUUCUAGAGAAGUAACUUCCAAUGAGAUUUCAAAUAUUCAACCAGAAGUAAAUCACAUAUGCAAUCAAGAGCAGAAUUCGAUGACAAAAGUUGAGAUAUCGUUGGAGCCAAAUACUGAAGCAUUUCUUAGUCCAGUAAAUCAGUUCAGAACUGGGACAGUGUCUCAAGAACCAUCACAGAGUGGAUCAUCUACCACAGUGCUCGCCUUCUCCACUGGCUUUGAUGCAUGUGAUGAUCUUGUCAAUUCAGCACAAACUAAUUCCAUUUGUGAGAGUACCAAAAGGCCUAUAGGAGGUCAAAAUUGGAAUCAUAAAUCCGUAGAUUAUGGAGAAAACAUGUUACAAAACAAUGUGAAGGAUGACAGAAAGAAAGGAAAUUUAAUUCGGUUGGGAUCAGUUAAUUCCUCAGUAAUUUCUGACAAGGGCCAUCCUACAAAGAAGCGCCUGGUCGAGCUUUCAAGGAAGUAUAAUGGCAAGGCAAAAGAGAGAAGUUUGGCACCUGCUUUGCCGUCAGAUAUGCAAGCAGUUCUUAAGCGCUGCGAAACGCUUGAGAAGGAAGUUAGAUCGCUGAAACUUAACCUCUCAUUUAUGAAUAGCACACUUUCUAUCAACAACUUUGGCAUCUUCUUUUUAUCUUACAUGGCCACUACAGCCUUUGCGAGAGCCUAUUUGAAAGUCAUGAAACCACUGCAUGAAAAUUAUACUGCUGGUGUCUUUCACUAG